AUGAAUUCAAAAAGAGAGAAACAAGAGAAUAUCACGAAUGGAGAGCAUGCCGAGAAGAGCCAUCAGGCUCAAAAGACUCCAGGAAAGAUUGACGAAUCCGAAAAGAGCCGACAAAAACAGAAGGGUACAGAAAAACGACGUGGGUCAGACAAGAGUGUGAAGAGUCAAAGGAACAGCGAAAAACAUGAUGAAAAGAGGGAAAAGCUUGGUGGUUUGAUCUUCAUGUGCAGUGGAAAGACAAAGCCAGACUGCUUCCAUUACAGUAUCAUGGGUGUUUCAAUGGGUGAGAAAGACCUUGUGUUGGGUAUCAAACCUGGGUUGAAGCUUUUUCUCUUUGAUUUUGAUCUUAAGCUUUUGUAUGGGGUUUACAAAGCAUCCUCUUCAGGUGGACUAGAACUCGAGCCAAAAGCAUUUGGCGGGGCCUUCCCUGCUCAGGUGCGGUUCAACGUGGAGAAAGAUUGUCUUCCUCUACCUGAGAGCGUUUUCAAGAAGGCAAUACAAGAAAACUAUAAUGAGAAAAAGAAGUUCAAAACAGAACUUACAGUUCGACAAGUCAGGAAGCUCACAUCACUUUGCCGACCAGCUCAAGUCCAUUCAACUGCUCUAGCCACUCAUUCUCCAGUCCAGGCUAAAGUUCAGGAUCGGGGAGUUCAUGAAGGAGCUAGGGAAUAG
Prunus persica (peach) is the source of this 672-nucleotide messenger RNA. Its product is annotated as B2 protein. The coding region runs from base 1 to 672 and encodes 223 amino acids. The record is from RefSeq and is a predicted model, not a curated record. The transcript is spliced from 3 exons. Lineage: Eukaryota; Viridiplantae; Streptophyta; Magnoliopsida; Rosales; Rosaceae.